CUAUUAGGCAUAGUAAAUAGCAUAAAAUAUUAGGAGUAACUGUUUGAGAGGUUUUUCAUUGGAUGUGGUUUCAGAUUGUGAAAGAUGGGUACCAGUGGAGGAAAUAUGGGCUAAAAGUGACCAGAGAUAACCCUUGUCCAAGAGAUUUCAAAUGCUCUUUUGCUCCAAGCUGCCCUCUAAAAAAGAAGGUGCAAAGAAGAUUGGAUGAUCAAUCUGUUCUAGUGGCUACUUAUGAAGGGGAGCACAACCAUCCCCAAGCUUCUUCACAAAUGGAGGCAACAUCAGGUUCUGGGCGAAGUGUGACCCUUGCUUCAGUGCCUUGUGCAGCUGCCACUCCAACACUAAUUACCCUUGACUUGACAAAAUCUAAGAGCAGCAACGAUUCCAAGAGCACGAAAACUAAAGUAGAUACACCUAAAGUGCAGCAGGUUUUGGUGGAACAGAUGGCAACUUCUUUGACCACGGAUCCUAAUUUCAGAGCAGCACUUGUUGCUGCCAUCUCAGGAAGAUUGUUGCACAUAUAA
Vigna umbellata (rice bean) is the source of this 524-nucleotide messenger RNA. The record is from RefSeq and is a predicted model, not a curated record. Lineage: Eukaryota; Viridiplantae; Streptophyta; Magnoliopsida; Fabales; Fabaceae.